Messenger RNA from Melampsora larici-populina 98AG31, 1093 nucleotides. RefSeq lists its product as uncharacterized. The transcript has 3 exons. Bases 16 to 825 code for a protein of 269 amino acids. Lineage: Eukaryota; Fungi; Basidiomycota; Pucciniomycetes; Pucciniales; Melampsoraceae. The record is from RefSeq and is a predicted model, not a curated record.
UCCAAUUCAAUCAUCAUGAACUUCUCUCAUCGACCAAUCCUACUCAGCAUUUUAGUCACCCUUCUCGAGUCUCAUAUAUGCUCAAGCUUCCUUCAUACAUCGCCUCUAUUGGCUUGGUCAACUGCACCUGGCGCUCUUCUGACUAACUUGAUAUCUACCGAUUUCGCUGAAGAAUAUCGACCAAUUGAGCAGGAGCUAACAUUUGGAGUGACCUCUAACUCCUUCUGUCCAUCUGGUUCAUCAUCACUCCUCAUCCUCACUCUGUCAUCGAUCGAUCAACAAAAAGCUCUCAUCAAUGGGAAUUUGUCUCCUCGAAUCACACAAGCCUAUAACUCUGCAUCUCCUGCAAGUCGAAUCCGAUUAGCUCAUAAUCCUCAGAAUACAGAGCUCGAUGAAACUGUACUACCAAAUCUAGUAUCGCAUUGGAAGAGUGACUGUGGUGGAAAAGUGAUUCUCAGAGAAAUAAAAGCUCAAGAAGAUAUCGACACAAUAUUCUCACGUGAGAUUGCCAAUAUGCCCGGACCAUACAUGGUGGUCUGUACCACCACGACGAUUCAAAGUCUCACCUCGCUCGAUCGACGCGCUCUUAGGAAGAUAUCUCUCGCAGCCGAUCCUCAAAAGAACUCAACCAUGCCAGAUCCACAUAGUGGAUUACUAUGGCGCUACAGUUUCUUUUCCGAUUACCUGAUCAUCGGUAUCCUUGUGGUGGUCUUCUUACUCAUCCCACCUGUUCUUCUCGGAUCUCAUGCACUUCGAUCAAUUGAAUCACCUAGAGGUUUGAAGACUAAGAUGGUAGGAGCGAUCACUGAAUCCAAGGGAAAUUAACUUUGAACCUAUUAGAUUUUGGUUUGUUCCUUUUAAAUUCAUGAAUCUAUUCUGAUGUAAUGCAAAUCUUGUCAUUUUCUUAUGAGUCUUUCUUCAAUUGAUUUUGAAAUUUGUUAUAUUAAACUGAUGCAAGACUCACAAAUAUUUAUUUGAGAUUGAGAUUUUUUAUGCUAAAGUGAAAUGUACUCCUUCCAAUACUUACCGACCUGUUUUACUAGAGCUAGACAUCAAGCACUUGACAAUAUUUCUGAAAGAAUCAGUAUGCAAU